Molecule: messenger RNA, 2691 nt
Organism: Periophthalmus magnuspinnatus
Lineage: Eukaryota; Metazoa; Chordata; Actinopteri; Gobiiformes; Gobiidae
Gene: ddx19b
Product: DEAD-box helicase 19b
Exons: 12
Coding region: 172-1608 (478 amino acids)
Biological process (GO): poly(A)+ mRNA export from nucleus
Cellular component (GO): nucleus; cytoplasmic stress granule
Molecular function (GO): ATP binding; RNA helicase activity; RNA binding
Source: RefSeq, a predicted model, not a curated record
GUUCCGCCCGGGCCAUUGACUGCGCUGCACAGGUGACGCCGUUGCUUUCGGCACGCCAUUGUGGACACUAGUUGCUGCUGCCGCCGUUAUCCUACGCCCUGUUGCCUGCGCUGGUUUGGUGUUAAUUCAUUAUUCCAGUGAAAGUUCCGUAGUGUAAAGCCUCGUUUCACAAUGGCCACUGACUCCUGGGCGCAGGCCGUGGAUUUGCAGGAAGCCGAAGCCGCAGAAUCGAUCAACAGUCUCCAACUCAAAGAUAAACCAGAAGAGAAUGGCGCUGCUUCAAAAACAGAGGGAGAAGCAAAUAACAAGACAGAAGACGACGACAAAGAGGACAAAGCAGCCCAGUCUUACCUGAACAAGUUAAUCCGGAGCAGUUUGGUCAACAACAAAAAUGAAGUGGAAGUUCUUCAGAAAGAUCCAAAUUCACCCCUGUAUUCAGUCAAGUCUUUUGAGGAGCUACGGCUUAAACCACAGCUUUUACAAGGAGUCUAUGGGAUGGGUUUCAACAGACCGUCUAAAAUCCAGGAGACCGCGUUACCCAUGAUGCUCGCUGAGCCUCCACAGAACCUGAUCGCACAGUCACAGUCGGGAACAGGGAAAACAGCAGCUUUUGUUUUGGCCAUGCUCAGCCACGUGGACCCCAGCAACAAGUGGCCUCAGUGCUUGUGUGUGUCGCCCACGUAUGAGCUGGCUCUGCAGACGGGGAAGGUCAUCGAGCAGAUGGGCAAAUUCUAUCCAGAGGUACAACUCGUCUACGCCAUCAGAGGAAACAAGUUGCCGAAGGGAGUGAAGCUACAGGAGCAGAUCGUGAUCGGGACCCCGGGGACGAUGCUCGACUGGUGUGCCAAGUUCAAAUUCAUCGAGCCAAAGAAAAUACGCGUUUUUGUGCUGGACGAGGCCGACGUCAUGAUCGCCACACAGGGCCAUCAGGACCAGAGCAUACGAAUCCAAAGGAUGCUUCCUAAGAACUGUCAGAUGCUCUUGUUCUCGGCCACAUUCGAGGAGACGGUGUGGAACUUUGCUCAGAGGAUCGUCCCGGAGCCGAACAUCAUCAAACUGAAGAGAGAGGAGGAGACGCUGGACACCAUCAAACAGUAUUAUGUCCUGUGUAACUCUAAAGAGGAGAAGUUUGAAGCUCUCUGCAACAUCUACGGAGCCAUAACCAUCGCUCAGGCCAUGAUCUUCUGCCACACGAGGAAAACUGCGGGGUGGCUUGCGGGGGAGCUGUCCAGGGAGGGUCACCAGGUGGCGCUGCUGAGCGGAGAGAUGCAGGUGGAGCAGAGAGCGGCCGUGAUCGACAGAUUCAGAGACGGAAAAGAAAAAGUGCUCGUCACAACAAACGUUUGCGCCAGAGGUAUCGACGUGGAGCAGGUGUCCGUGGUGAUAAACUUUGACCUCCCAGUGGAUAAGGACAUGAACCCCGACAAUGAGACGUACCUGCACCGGAUCGGCCGCACGGGACGCUUCGGCAAACGCGGUCUCGCCAUCAACAUGGUGGACAGCAAGAUGAGCAUGAAUAUCCUCAACCGCAUCCAGGAGCAUUUUAAUAAGAAGAUCGAGAGGUUGAACACAGACGAUCUGGACGAGAUCGAGAAAAUCGCCAGUUAAAGGGGGUCUUCUCUUAAAGGGAUGGCCCCCUCCUCAUGGCUCUCCAUGGACUCACUGUUUUAAGCUUUUACUUUUUUAGAUUCUGGAGAGAUAAAAAUAUGUUUGCACUUACUCAUGUUUGAGUCUGAAACAUACCCGAUUUCACUAUUUGUGCGAUUUAAUAACAUUUAGUUUUCUUUUUUUAUUCUUCUUGUUUUGUGGUGCUACGUUGGAAUAUUAUGUUUCCUAAAUUUUGGAAUCAGGAACGUUACAAAAUGCCAAGAGAUAUCAAUAUCUUUAUAAUGUGCCACAAAAUAAAAAAAACAUACGUACAAAGUGAAUGUAUUUGGUAGGCUCUGGCCUGUUCGCUGCAGUGAAGUUGGGUAUGCUUCUGUCUGGGGCCUGGCCACACGGCGUCUUCAUGGGUAUUUUUAUAAAGCGAUUAUCUCCGCUCAUCUUACCAUCUGUUUGGGCUCCUUGUGAAUAUUUAAACCUUUUUAUGACAAGUUUGGAAAGUAAAGAUGAUUAAACUCUAAAAUAAGUGAUGGCGUUAGUUUUUUACAAGGAACAAAGCAUUUAAAGGAACUGUAUGCGUCCUGAUUCUUACAGUUUUAAAAAGGUACUAAAAUCACAUCUGAACUUGUGUUGCCACAUCUUUAACCUGCAGAUGGAGGACAGACAAAAACCUCCAGAUUCACUCACUGAGCUGCAAAGGCUGCACUAGUACUGAGUCCUGAUUGGCUGCAGGUGCUGGGGUUUAGGUAGUGACCGUUUAAAGAAUCAUGUGACAGUCAUGCUUUCUGAUUGGAUAAUCGUCUUGAACCAAAAUACUGAAUUAAAACAACCAAUGUUUUUGUAAUUAAGAAUAAAUCAGCUUUCUAAUUGUUAUCAGUAAAAGCUAUAGUUGAUUUGAACAUGUUUAGCUCAUAUCUGGACACAGUUUGUAAAUAUUUAUGGAUUAAAAUGUAUUUAAAGUCAAAAUCUUCAUACAGUUCCUUUUGAAAUGUAUUAAAACCCACCUGGAAAUGUCUCGGUUGAGGUUCAAGUGUUUCACAAAUUUGAAUGCAAUGUAAAAUUAACCACAAAAGUGAAAAAAAAAAAACA